GCGGCUGCAGGCGGGCGGCGGGCAGCGGCGCGGCGCCUGACCGCAGGGCUCCGCUCCGCUCCCGAGGAUGCUGCGGGGCGAUGCCCGGCGACAGGGAGGACGAGAUCUGCCAGAAAGCGCUGCAGCUGCUGGCCGAGCUGUGCUCCGUCGGGGCGGUGGAAAACGAGAACUGCCGGGAUUUCAUCUACUACCUGCGGGACAGAGCCCGGCCCCGCCUCAGCGACUCAGAUAUCUCAAUAAGCUUGCUCUCCUUAGUUGUCACGGCCUGUGGUCUUGCUCUGUUUGGCGUGUCCCUGUUCGUGUCCUGGAAGCUGUGCUGGAUCCCCUGGCGGGAGCGGGGUUUGCCCUUCGGGAACAAGGACAGCAAGCAGGAGCCGCUGCACUACACGGACACGGAGCCCCAUGACCGUGACUACAGUGAGGAUUACCUGGGCCAGCCUGCCGCCUAUCCCGAGGCCUCCUCCAUGAAGAUCAGCCACACCUCCCCUGAUCUUCCAUUAGACACCCAGGCAGGAGCAAAGGAGAACUGCGUGCCCAAUGUGCGAAUGCAGCGGCAGAUCACUGAGCCGACCUCGUCUGCCCGGCACAAUUCAAUCCAGAGACAGCUCAACCUGUCCAACCCUGACUUCAACAUCCAGCAGGUCCAGAAGCAGGAGCAGCUGACGGGCAUUGGCCGCAUUAAGCCAGAGCUGUACAAGCAGAGGUCACUGGACACUGACGAUGGCCGGAGGAGUAACAGCAAGGCCUGUGGAAAACUCAACUUUAUCCUCAAGUAUGACUGUGAUUUAGAGCAGCUGAUAGUGAAGAUUCACAAGGCCAUCAACCUGCCAGCAAAGGACUUCUCUGGAACUUCAGAUCCGUACGUGAAGAUCUAUCUGCUUCCCGACAGGAAAACAAAACACCAGACUAAAGUGCACAGAAAGACCCUAAAUCCAGUAUUUGAUGAAGUUUUUUUAUUUACUGUCCCAUACAAUGAUCUCAACACAAGGAAACUCCAUUUCUCUGUGUAUGACUUUGACAGAUUCUCCAGGCACGACUUGAUUGGCCAAGUGGUAGUGGAUAAUUUUUUAGAUUUGGCAGAUUUUCCCAGGGAAUGUAAUAUUUGGAAGGAUAUUGAAUAUGUCACCAAUGAUAACGUGGAUCUUGGUGACCUUAUGUUUUCGCUCUGCUACCUUCCAACAGCUGGUAGACUAACUAUUACAAUAAUAAAGGCAAGAAAUUUAAAGGCAAUGGAUAUCACAGGAGCAUCAGAUCCCUACGUGAAGGUUUCUUUAAUGUGUGAAGGAAGGCGGCUAAAGAAAAGGAAAACUUCCACCAAGAGGAACACCCUGAAUCCCGUUUACAAUGAAGCCAUAGUCUUUGACAUCCCUCCAGAAAACAUUGACCAAAUUAACUUGUCGAUAGCUGUUAUGGAUUAUGACCGUGUAGGUCACAAUGAGGUCAUUGGAGUUUGUCAAGUGGGCAACGAUGCAGAGAGUCUAGGGCGCGACCACUGGAACGAAAUGCUCUCGUACCCUCGGAAACCCAUCGCUCACUGGCAUCCUCUUGUGGAGAACAGUGCAUUGCCAAAUGAUUGCAUCUCAGUAUCAAGAGAGAAAACAAUGCCUUUGUUAUCGAGUAGAAAAAAAAGGAUGCGGAGAAAAUAAUCCACAAUACUGUAGAAUUUAAUAGAAGCCCCCUGUGCUGUGAAACCAGCAGCAGGACAGACUUGGUGACAGCAUCACACUGAAUCUUGGUGCAGUUAGUGACACCAGAACUCCGUGCUGAAGUGACGGCCUUGCAGCACGUGAGCCAAGCUGUGCCAGGUGCCAGUUGUAUUCCGGUGGCACCACAGCAUCCAAGGCUGAGCAGUUCCCAGAGCCGUGUUUACACUUCAUUCCUGACACAGUGGGUUGGGCAAGGAGCCACAGCUGGAAGUUCUCCAGGGCCCUGCGGUUCUCUGGGAGCACAUCCAUCUCCUUGGAGGCCCACAAAGGGCACGGCGGUGGCACUGCCCAGGAAAGGCGUCAGCUGCUGAGCGAAGGCAGCGCACGUGGCACAGAGGGGAAGGUGAUGGGAGGACUUGUAGACAUCUGGGCUCCUCAUUUGUCGUUUGUUUUGUCUGGGCUCUUUAGUUCCUCCUUCUUUUGCUCAAACGUAGACGUAAAACUGAGGUGUUUUACUCAGUUGCAUGCUGGCCAGCUGCCAUCUUUAAUCCCCAUCGCAAAGGUGCGUGAAGAGAGGUGUGUUGUUUUGCUGUACUUUUGGUUUUGAUAACACAUGAACAUUGUACUAUACUUUAUUAUUUCUUGUUCAAUAAAUAGUCCUGGUAUCUCUAUGUUUCAUGUCUAAUUUUGGAGAGUAGAGCCAUACCUGUAUCGAGGCUCUCUCAAUUAGGUGGGCAUUUUGUUCGUUCAGUAAUAAUGCAUGAUUCCUUUCGCAGUGAUGGUUUGAGGGACAAAAAAAUUCUUAAUUUUGUAAUAUGUAUUACAAUCUUCUAAACACAAGUAAAAAUGUACUGUGAUUUAUUUAUAUAAAUCUAGUCUGAACAAAUAAGUUUUGAUCUUAAUAAAAACUCUGUAAGAAAUUGUG
Corvus hawaiiensis (hawaiian crow) is the source of this 2571-nucleotide messenger RNA. It is a transcript of the gene SYT9, whose product is annotated as synaptotagmin 9. The record is from RefSeq and is a predicted model, not a curated record. Gene Ontology annotation, cellular component: dense core granule; membrane. The transcript is spliced from 7 exons. The coding region runs from base 81 to 1646 and encodes 521 amino acids. Gene Ontology annotation, biological process: regulation of dopamine secretion; calcium-ion regulated exocytosis; cellular response to calcium ion. Gene Ontology annotation, molecular function: SNARE binding; clathrin binding; calcium-dependent phospholipid binding. NCBI's taxonomy places the organism in Eukaryota, Metazoa, Chordata, Aves, Passeriformes, Corvidae.